AUGACUUAUACUCCCACUAAUAUCCCACUCGGUCCUCUGGACCACAUCGCUCCGUGGAAUAUCCCUCAAAGCGUCAUCUACCUCAGCUUGAAACAUGGGGUAACCACACAAGACGCAUUCUCAACACUCCUGGAAGGCCUUCGGCGAACCUUCUUGCAGAUACCUUGGCUCAAUGGCCGCGUCCACUGGCAAUCUGAGAAUACACCAGGAUGGCGCCCCGGCCAGCUUGAGAUUCGGUAUAGCGCCUUGACCCAGAACCCGCCGCAACUCCGCUAUAAUGAGAUGAAGACAAAUCUGACGUUCCCGGAUCUUAAAGACCUUGCAUUCCCGCUGGAUACAUUCAAUGAUGAAGAAUUGCUCUGGACGAAUCCAUUUGAACCCAACUUUGAAACCGGGCUUGAGGUCUUCACAGCUCAAGCAAACUUCUUACCAGGAGGCUGUGCUCUAGUCUUAUCCGUGGCUCCACCGGCUUCGGAUGGCACUGCUAUGCUUAGCGUGACACGUCUGUGGGCAGAUCAUUGCAGCUCUCUCAUGCAUGAUGGGCACCAGCCGAAUGACGGUCCAGACUCCAGCAGCUCUGCUUUGGGUCCUCUAGCUUAUGCUAGCUCUGAAAGGACGGUGCUAGAUAGCACAGGCAAGCAACUCAAAGGUGCGACAUCUUCCGGUCAGAUGAACCCGGAAAUAUAUCACCUGGUGGGUCUGGAUCCAGAACAGGGGUCUUCUGACGAAGGCUCCCAUGUCCCUGCCAAUGCAAUUUCUGAGUUAUCGAAGGAAAUGAAGCCUAGCCUAUUUUACCUACCACAUGCGGCAUACACAACUCUUCGAAAAGACUGCGUUGCUGAACUUGGAGUCACGGAGGUAUCAGGAAACGAUCUUGUCUGCGCCUUGAUCUGGAGAUCCGUCAGUCGGGCAUAUAUGGCAGUUCACAGCGCACAAUCUAGCAAUAUGGAACCAUUUGAGCCACAAUCAGAGCUUUGCAUACCCUUCGACGCUCGGGUUGAUCUCAUGGGGUCGUUGCCGUCCAAUUACCUCGGAAAUCUCAAUUUUGAACACAAACUCGCCUGUUCUCUAGAUCACCUUGUGGCGAAAGAAACAAGCAUCCCGCAACUAGCGAAGAUGAUAAGAACGCACGCAUCUGAGUUUGCGUGCGGUGCAAAUUUGCUGGAAGCCUAUAGCCUCCUUGGCUCGGUCUCUGACUACAGACAAGUACCACAGAUGCGGGCACCGCGUAUGAAAUCAGCUUCGGUGGGCGUUCUGUCUCCAAUGAUGCUGCCUUUCAACGAGGCUUGCUUUGGGGCUCAAGUGUUUGGUAAUGGGGGUCGCCCGGAAGCAUUCCGUCCCAUGAUGGGGGCUUGUAAUAGUGGUUUCCGGACUACCUUUGUUGUACCGAGGAAAUCUCAUGGAGGCAUUGAAUUUGUCUUGACAUUAUCUGAGAAGGAAAGGAACUUCCUUGCCGGGGAUUCUGAGUUUACUAGCUAUGCUCUACACCUAGCCUGA
This is a messenger RNA of Penicillium samsonianum, 1497 nucleotides long. RefSeq names its product transferase family protein. The record is from RefSeq and is a predicted model, not a curated record. Gene Ontology annotation, molecular function: acyltransferase activity, transferring groups other than amino-acyl groups. The transcript has a single exon. Bases 1 to 1497 code for a protein of 498 amino acids. Lineage: Eukaryota; Fungi; Ascomycota; Eurotiomycetes; Eurotiales; Aspergillaceae.